Molecule: messenger RNA, 1483 nt
Organism: Tricharina praecox
Lineage: Eukaryota; Fungi; Ascomycota; Pezizomycetes; Pezizales; Pyronemataceae
Exons: 3
Coding region: 134-1348 (404 amino acids)
Biological process (GO): poly(A)+ mRNA export from nucleus
Cellular component (GO): nucleus
Source: RefSeq, a predicted model, not a curated record
AAGCUGCUCUUCUUCUGUUUCUCUACCACGACCACACAAGACAAUACACGACAAAACACGACACUGCAGCUACGCCAGGAGCUUUGUAGAAGCGGACACGAAGCACAACUGGUAGCGAGCGACAAUUUUCACGAUGUCGGACACAGAACACGCGCCUGCCGUCGCCGUCGACGGGGCACCCGCCGAUGCCGCCAACGACAAUAAUACCACCACCGCGACCGCGGCCUCGCCUCCAAGCGCUGCCUCUCCUCCUGCCACCGCGGCCUCCCCUGCCCCCCGCUACGACGACGACGGUGACGACAGUCAACUGUCCGACCUUGACGAUGAGAUCUUCGCCGACUACAACGAACCCGGCGGCAGUCGCGCGGUCGACGAGUCGAUCCCAAUAGAUGAGGACACGAUCGUGAAUUUGGGAAAGUUCAAGAAGAAGAAGGGCUCAAUGGGUGAGGUCAAGGAAAAGAAGCGGCGUCGCCGGGAUAAGGCGGUGAGAAUGGACGAUGAGCCCGACUUGGAGCAGCCGGUGGCGGAGAUUGAGCUCACAGAGGAGGAGAAGCGCAGGAGGGAUCUCGAUCGUAAGAUGGACGAAGCUCUCAAGGGUCCCAAGAAGAAGAAGAGAAGAAAGAACGACCACGACCUCGAGCGUAUGGACGAUGAGACGGUGGAGAACCUACGCCUCGCGAUGCUCGAAGCCGCCAAAUGCGACACUGAGGCAGUCGAUAAUAACCUUCCGGCUACCCACAAGCUGGCCAUGGUCGACGAGGUCCGCGAUCUGCUCGGACGUCAGACGCUCCUGUCCGUCGCAGUCGACUGCGGCAUUCUGAAGGGAAUUCGCCGCUGGCUUGAACCCCUGCCGAACAAAUCGCUCCCCGCGUACAAUGUACAGAAGUUGAUGUUUGAGAUCUUGGCGAAGUUGAAGCCGGAUUUCACACAUCUCCAGGAGAGUGGAAUUGGGAAGAUCGUCAUGUUCUAUACCAAGGACGCGAGGCCGGAGAGACACAUCAAGCGUGAGGCGGAGAAGCUGGUUAGAGAUUGGUCUCGACCCAUUCUGGGACGCAGCGACGACUAUCGCUCUCGGGAGGUCCCCAAAGCCGGCGACUCUCGUCCUAUGCCUUCUAGCCAACCUCGCAAGAACAGCGCCGACGACACCAACAACGCUCGCGCAGCCCUUGCAGCUCCGAAGAAGAAUACCGGACGCGCCACGGUCAUGAUGCCGUCCAGCCAGAGCUACGAGAUCGCGCCGAAGGAUCGUGUCGUGAGUGGCUCGCGGACUUUUGCGAAGCCCAUGAACGCCCAGGGCGAGGCCUUCAUCAGGAAGAUGAAGGCGAAGAAGGCGAAGGCUCAGAGGUAGUGGGCAGGGUCGGAUGGGAUGGGGAUUUUUUUGUUUUUGUUUUUGUUUUUGCUUUCUUUCUGAAGUUGAUCACUCGCAAUCUGUGUGAUCGGAUGGGAAUGGGGAUUUUUUUCUCUUUACUUUCUUUUUGAUGUG